Messenger RNA from Orbicella faveolata, 492 nucleotides. RefSeq names its product small ribosomal subunit protein eS17-like. Lineage: Eukaryota; Metazoa; Cnidaria; Anthozoa; Scleractinia; Merulinidae. The record is from RefSeq and is a predicted model, not a curated record. Gene Ontology annotation, biological process: translation. Gene Ontology annotation, molecular function: structural constituent of ribosome. Gene Ontology annotation, cellular component: ribosome.
UCUUUCUCCUCGAUUCAAAGAUGGGUCGUGUUAGGACCAAGACUGUGAAAAAGGCCUCAAGAGUCAUUAUCGAGAAAUAUUAUCCACGUCUGACCCUUGACUUCCAUACCAACAAGCGUGUCUGUGAUGACAUUGCCAUCAUCCCAAGCAAGAAACUAAGAAACAAAAUUGCUGGGUUUGUCACCCAUCUGAUGAAGCGUAUCCAGAAGGGUGCUGUGCGUGGAAUUUCCAUCAAAUUGCAGGAGGAGGAACGUGAACGAAGGGACAACUAUGUACCAGAGGUGUCUGCCAUUGAGCAAGAUAUCAUUGAGGUUGACCCAGACACCAAAGAAAUGUUGAAAGUCUUGGAUUUUGGAAACAUUUCUAACCUGCAAGUGACUCAGCCAAUCAACGCUACUCAGAGUUUCCGCCCUGGUGGAGGCAGUGGUGGCAUGAGAUCUUAAAGGGCCACUUUGUUGUGCAAAAAAUAAUAAACAUGUACAAAUAGAGAAC